Molecule: messenger RNA, 3005 nt
Organism: Egretta garzetta (little egret)
Lineage: Eukaryota; Metazoa; Chordata; Aves; Pelecaniformes; Ardeidae
Gene: INTS11
Product: integrator complex subunit 11
Exons: 18
Coding region: 242-2281 (679 amino acids)
Biological process (GO): snRNA processing
Cellular component (GO): nucleus
Source: RefSeq, a predicted model, not a curated record
GGGGGUCCCUUCCAACCCAAAACAUUCUAUGAUUCUGUGAUUCUGUGAUCCGCACGCUGACCUGACCUGUGUUUUCUGGCUGCCUUCCCUCUAGGAAGAAGUUGGGCCUCUGCUGAAGAUACUGAAAAGUAACGGCAAUGGCGGCUGCAAGAACGGCUAAACCUUCUCUUCGUUUCGUGGCCCCAGUUAGACUGUGUCUGAAAUAAUUUACCAUACAGUUUGAGAUUUAGAGUUUGUUAAAAUGCCUGAAAUAAAAGUCACUCCCUUGGGAGCUGGCCAGGAUGUGGGGCGCAGCUGUAUCCUUGUGUCUAUUGCUGGGAAAAACGUGAUGCUUGACUGUGGGAUGCACAUGGGCUACAACGAUGAUAGACGCUUUCCUGACUUCUCUUACAUCACUCAGAAUGGAAGGCUGACUGACUUUCUAGACUGCGUGAUCAUCAGCCACUUUCAUUUGGACCAUUGUGGAGCUUUACCAUAUUUCAGCGAAAUGGUCGGUUAUGACGGGCCCAUUUACAUGACGCAUCCUACCAAGGCCAUCUGUCCCAUCCUCCUGGAGGACUACAGGAAAAUAACUGUGGAUAAGAAAGGGGAAACUAACUUCUUCACUUCCCAAAUGAUUAAAGACUGUAUGAAAAAAGUGGUUGCUGUGCAUCUUCACCAGACAGUUCAGGUGGAUGAGGAGCUGGAAAUCAAGGCAUACUAUGCAGGCCACGUGCUAGGAGCAGCCAUGUUCCAGAUUAAGGCUGGAUGCGAGUCAGUUGUGUACACGGGCGAUUAUAACAUGACACCAGACAGACAUUUAGGUGCUGCCUGGAUUGAUAAGUGUCGCCCAGAUUUAUUAAUAAGUGAAUCGACCUAUGCCACAACGAUCAGAGAUUCCAAACGCUGCAGAGAAAGAGACUUCUUGAAGAAAGUUCAUGAGACUGUAGAAAGGGGAGGGAAGGUUCUCAUCCCAGUUUUUGCCCUUGGACGUGCCCAGGAGCUUUGCAUUUUAUUGGAAACUUUCUGGGAAAGAAUGAACUUGAAGGCUCCAAUUUAUUUUUCCACGGGACUGACGGAGAAGGCCAAUCAUUAUUACAAGCUCUUCAUCACCUGGACUAAUCAGAAAAUUCGGAAAACAUUUGUGCAGAGGAACAUGUUUGAAUUCAAACACAUCAAAGCAUUUGAUCGGGCCUUUGCAGACAAUCCGGGGCCUAUGGUUGUGUUUGCAACCCCUGGCAUGCUUCAUGCAGGACAGUCCCUUCAGAUCUUCAGGAAAUGGGCAGGGAAUGAAAAGAACAUGGUCAUCAUGCCAGGCUACUGCGUGCAGGGAACUGUGGGCCACAAGAUUCUGAGUGGACAGCGCAAGCUGGAAAUGGAAGGAAGACAAAUAUUGGAAGUAAAGAUGCAGGUAGAGUACAUGUCCUUCAGUGCCCACGCGGAUGCCAAGGGAAUAAUGCAGCUGAUUCGCCAGGCUGAGCCACGGAAUGUUCUCCUGGUCCACGGUGAAGCAAAGAAAAUGGAGUUUCUGAAGCAGAAAAUAGAACAGGAAUUCCAUGUCAACUGUUACAUGCCUGCAAACGGAGAGACCACCACGAUCUUCACCAAUCCCAGCAUUCCCGUGGACAUAUCCCUGGGACUCCUGAAGAGAGAAACAGCAAUAGGUCUCUUACCAGAUGUCAAGAAGCCAAAGCUAAUGCACGGGACGUUAAUUAUGAAGGAUAACAGCUUCCGUCUGGUUUCUCCCGAGCAGGCUUUGAAGGAGCUGGGCCUUGCAGAACAUCAGCUGCGUUUCACCUGCCGCGUUCACAUUCAGGAUCCACGAAAAGAACACGAGACGGUGCUUCGUGUGUAUAACCAUCUCAAAGGGGUCCUGAAGGAUUAUUCAGUGCAGCAUCUCCCCGAUGGCUCUAUAACAGUGGAGUCCAUUCUUAUCCAAGCCACAGCACACUCAGAGGAUCAAGGAACCAAAGUUCUGCUCGUGUCCUGGACUUACCAGGAGUUACAGUGUUUCUCCAGUUCCUGCAGUGACAGUGUGUUACCAUUCAGCCGUACUGCCACCUCUCGCUGGAACCUGCUCAAGGAGUCACGACAGAGUCCUGAGGAACAAGCCUCGAGGCGCUUACACAGCAAGGUCCCUGGCAGUUCCUGUUCCACGUCCAAGAGCACGGCCCCGCCGGGACCCCCAAGCUGUGCCAGGUCAAAGCGCCACUUUCAGGCCUGUGUUCUGGAAAUGGAAAUCCGGAUUUCAUACCUUGCUGCCGUCAGGCACGGCCGGUUCCCUGCUCAACAAGCCCCGUGACAACUUCCCUCCUGUUGUCACCUGCUCAGCAGUCUCACACCCGCAGGCCCAGAGCCUACACGCACUUUAUAAAGUUUGGAGUCAGCAUGGGAAGGUACAGAACAGCGAGGCUGCAGCUCUGUUAGCAAAAAUCACAUCCUGUUCGGUAAACCGCUGGCUUCUGAGCAGGUUUCUCAGCCAGGCCAGUGGUUUUCUGGUGCCUCCGAUAACCCGCAAAUGAUAAAUUCUCUCCGAGGUCUCACAUUUCACCGGGUGGAAAACUCAGCCGUUCUCAGCAUCUGUGUGGUUCUGUUAACACAAGCAAAGGCGUGAAAUAGGUCAGGAACGUUUUGUGAUGUAAACACGAUGACUGAAAAAGAGAGCGUUGACAUUUGAACAGGACCGCACAGCCUGAGGAGUCGUGCCAGCUCCUCAGCGACGCCCCGCGGCACCUGUGUGCCAAGAGGAACGUGUUUACCACCAGCCCUGAUAAACAGUUGGCUCGAUUAUCUUCCAAGCUGGCAUUAACAGAUGUCCAGCUUGAAUCGAUAGGCACGCGGCGCUGGACAGCCUGGGCCGAAGUGCCCCUCAGGAAGCCCACCCCAUUGAUUCAGCAGCCCGGAGGAGAAGGAGAAGCCCUUAUUUGGCUGUGGAAUGUGGGCAGCGAGCAGCUUGUGAAGCCAGCUGGCUCCACGUGCCCCCAGGGAGAAAACAUGGGAUCCCUCCAAAAUAGGGAAAAGCCAAG